Messenger RNA from Colletotrichum gloeosporioides, 1077 nucleotides. Its product is annotated as 2-methylene-furan-3-one reductase. The record is from RefSeq and is a predicted model, not a curated record. Gene Ontology annotation, molecular function: oxidoreductase activity. The coding region runs from base 1 to 1077 and encodes 358 amino acids. Lineage: Eukaryota; Fungi; Ascomycota; Sordariomycetes; Glomerellales; Glomerellaceae. The transcript has 5 exons.
AUGGCCUCAUCAAUGUUGGCGAUCACGGCGCCAAGCUACACCGACCCUUCGGGAUACCAACUCUCUACACUACCCCAACCAAUUAUCUCCGACCCUACGGAGGUACUAUUUCGGGUUCACGCAGCGAGUAUCAACCCAGUCGAUGUGAAGAAAGCGGCUGGUAUUUUUAAGCUUGCGGUAAAGGAGAGCUUUCCUUACCAGAUUGGUUAUGAUUGCGCAGGGGUCGUAACCCAAGUCGGCAAAGACGUAAAAGGCAUCAAAGUUGGAGACGAAGUUUUUUCUCGCUUACCAGAAGCAAGCCGAGGAGCAUGGAGCGAAUAUGCCAAGUGCCCGGAACGUUUUGUUGCAUUGAAGCCCAAGAACCUUUCAUUUGAGAAUGCUGCAUCGUUGCCGUUGGCCGGCAUGACGGCGUUGCAGACAUUAAGUCGAUAUCAAGGUUCGCUUGCGGGCAAAACGGUAUUCGUUCCCGCGGGCUUGAGUGGCACAGGAGCAUAUGCUUGCCAGCUGGCGAAGAAGGUUUUCAAUGCCGGCAAGGUGAUCACCACCGUCUCGACUUCAAAGGUUGAACAAGUGCUCAAGUUGUUGGGCGAAGGCACAGUCGAUCAAGUGAUUGAUCAUACCAAGGACGACCCGAAAAAGGUGAUUCCACGCGCAUCAGUAGACUUCAUCUUAGACACGACGGGUGAAGCUAUGUCUUUUCUCCAUCUCAUGGUUCCGUCAACCAGUAUGAUCGUCUCCAUCGCAACGCAGCCAUCUGGUACCCAGCUUCAGCAGUCCAGCGUGAUGAAACGACCUGACAAUCCGCGACUUCCGUGGUUUGGGCGCUUGUUCUUGGAUAUAUUCGACACGUAUCGCAGGACACGGGCUCGAAGAUGGGGUGUGGCAUACGAGUAUUUGUUCCUUGACCCCAACGCGAAGGACCUCGAGACACUGGCUAGAUACGCGGAGGAGGGAAAUAUUACGCCGGUCGUUGGGUGUACGGUGAAUCUCAAAGAUGUUGACGAAGUCAAGGCUGCAUGUGGGACAGUAUACAAUGGGAAAGGAGGGGUAGGCAAGACAGUGAUCAGGAUUGGGUAG